Histoplasma capsulatum G186AR is the source of this 2553-nucleotide messenger RNA. RefSeq names its product kelch repeat protein. The coding region runs from base 1 to 2154 and encodes 717 amino acids. The transcript is spliced from 6 exons. NCBI's taxonomy places the organism in Eukaryota, Fungi, Ascomycota, Eurotiomycetes, Onygenales, Ajellomycetaceae. The record is from RefSeq and is a predicted model, not a curated record. Gene Ontology annotation, molecular function: protein binding. Gene Ontology annotation, cellular component: cell cortex of cell tip.
AUGGAGACCCAUUCUUUCAUUGAAGCUGCCCAUAAUGGGAAACCAGAAUUGGUUUCCUCAACAACAGCAACUAUGAUGGGACUUUCAUGUAAUGUUUGCUGUAAAUAUGAGAUGUUGUCACAGUCGUCCGCUUUUUUGAGUCGCCGCGUUCAAGUGGACCACAACAACAAUACUAGUAUUGAACAUCAAGUCAACAUCCCUCGCCGGCUGUCAGCCUGUCAUGAAAGUCGAAUCGUGAUUUUCAGAACCCACAUGGUCCUGAAGCUCGUGAUUCGUGAUUCCCUCCCCUGUGGUGUAAUUAUCAGAUGCCUGGGAGAGGAAACUCUUGCGCCGCGAUCGUCUGGCGACCUCUGUGGUUUCACGGAAGGCAGAAGUAAGCCGGACUUUCGCCCUCACUGGACUCCAUGUUUGUACAUGUAUCUGGUAGUGAUGCUAACUGGUGAAAAAGCUGUCCUGCUUGGUAACUUAGUGUUUUUGAUGGCAGGGAAAGUGACUAUCCAAGACGGACACAAUGAAGCUUUUGGUAUUUUGAGCCCUCGUCUACAAAUACAAUCAUUACUAAUUGAUAACAUUAAAGUGAACCAACUCUAUUGGCUCGAUCUCAAUACCACCUUUAACGUUGAAGGCGGUAUCUCCCCAAAUACUUUGCAUAACACAGAUAUUCCAAGUUCGGCGCCCCAUGAAUUUUCCGGGGGAGCAUUUUUGGCCGCUCAAAAUUCCAUAUACAUAUAUGCUGGCCUUGGGAGUUCAAACAGGUAUGAUUGGAUGUGGUCAUACAAUGCAGAAGAUGGGACAUGGAGUCGCGCAACAGUCGCCGGCGGCAAGCUAAAUCUGGGGAAACGGUUUGCCGGGCUCUCCGCCAUUGCGCCGGAAUCCAAUCUUUCUUUCUAUACCGGAGGCUGGGACAUGCCCAUCACGGGAACUUUGGUCUUCAACGCGACGGAUAGCGCAAACCUUCAAUGGACAAACGUGACUAAAGUGGAAGGAAAUGACGCGGUCGGAGAACCCCGGAUCGCUAAUGGUGGGAUGGAAUAUGUACGGCUAGGGAAGAAUGGAAUACUGGUUGCUUUUGGUGGUUAUGAUACAUCAAAAAAAGGAACAAAUACAACCGCAACGAGCCAAGAUUUGAGGGCAAUGGAUAAAAUCGGUGUUUAUGACAUUGACUCGAGUACCUGGUACGAAAUUGAGGCUACUGGCGAUAUCCCGAAGCCGCGAACUGCAUUUUGCACCGCUGUUUCUUCCGCGCCAGACGAUUCUUCGUUUCAAGUGCACAUGUAUGGCGGUCGCAGCCGUACCAUAGAGAAUGCAACCUCAUAUAAUGAUCUUUAUGUCCUGACUCUCCCAUCCUUUCGUUGGAUACGUGCCCCGACGACUGGCCUAGAACCGUGGAAAGAAGAUGGCGUUGGUCGCGACAGCCAUAAAUGUGUCACCUGGAAAGACGGAGAGAUGGUAGUAAUUGGGGGUACCACUCGGAAGGAUGACAAAGUGCAAAAGGGAUGCAGUAGAAAUUAUCCACCAAUUCGAGUGCUUGAUACCAGCAAAUUUCGAUGGGAAAAGCAAUUCGAACGCGAAACAACAUACUCUGUUCCUCGGGUGGUCUCUGAUGUGGUUGGUGGCGAUGGAACUGGUAAAGCUACAUUGAAGGACCCGGAGGGAGGAUGGCCUAAUAGUCAGCUUGAACAUAUAUUUUCUCAAACUGUAUCCAGGAAACCUGAGAUAACAGAGAAGCCGCUCCCGUCAGAACCAACCGGAACUUCUCAACCGACAACUCCCCCUUCAUCCAAGAAGUCCUCUAAUGCAGGUGCAAUUGCCGGUGGAGUUGUUGGUGGCGUUGGAGGAGUCGCCGUUAUCGCCGCGGCUAUUUUCUUUCUUAGAAGAAGCAAACGGAAGAAGAAUACGGGUGAUCGAUUCAAUGCCUCCCCAGCUGUUCCGACAGCUCCUUCGGUUUACUAUCCCGAGCCAGACUCGUCCCAGCCAGUCCUUACUGACAAGAAGGAUAGCCCAUACAUGCGCGUCGAACAACGCCCCAGAGAACUGUCAGCCCAAACAGAAGUACCAUCCCGGUAUGAGCUUGAGUCGCAAAGCGAAGGACGCCCUACUCCGGUAUUUGAACUAGACUCACCUAUGUCCCCUCCGCAGCCACGCAAAGAAUAAUUGAUUAUUCACCACUAUUGUCUUUCUUUUCAUUUUUUUCUUUUUGUAUAUAUUUCUCUUUCCUGGCGUGAAUCUCGCGACCGCCAAUUUUCGCAUUUUACAUACCCGCACUUCCAAAGUGCGCUAUUUCCUUUCACAACUUAUUUCCGUUUGUUCUGUUCCAUACAGGCGUUUUCAUCUGCAGGAAAGUCAGCAUUUUCAUGGUCAUCAAUAAUCAAAUCAAGGAUACCAUUUGUCCAACAUCGCCCUGAUGCGGAAAUAAUUUCAAAACCUCUUUCCACAGACCCCCUUGUUCACGGUGCUUUUGCUUAGACAUGUGAGAUCCAAAUAGUUUUUUAUUCAUCUUCCAGUGCCCUGUUGUGCAUUGACAAGGGUACAAGUACAAACACUACAAUUCGC